Octodon degus (degu) is the source of this 914-nucleotide messenger RNA. RefSeq names its product piezo-type mechanosensitive ion channel component 2-like. Lineage: Eukaryota; Metazoa; Chordata; Mammalia; Rodentia; Octodontidae. The coding region runs from base 534 to 914 and encodes 126 amino acids. The transcript has 4 exons. The record is from RefSeq and is a predicted model, not a curated record.
GCGCAGCGGGCGCUCUCGGAGUGCAGAGCGCUUUCUCGGCGCUCCGGACCCCAGGCCGGGCCGGGGAGCGGACAUCCGAGCACCCGCAGAGCGAGUCCGUCCCCGCCACGCCCACGCCGCGCCGCGCCCGCUGUCGCUGGAGGGCGGGGCUGUGACGGCCCAGGACUGCGCUCGCGCCCCGCGGGUCCGGGAUGCUCGGCGCCCAGCGGCCGGGAGCCGGGGCGCGCGCGGGCUGAGCCGGGGCGGCGAGCGAGGCGCGAGGCGGAGACCCGGCGUCGGGGAGUGCGGCUGGGGGGCCGGGUCCCGAAGACCCCGAGCCACCCGGGAGCCCGGCGAGUGUCCGCCCCACCGGGAUCCGCGCCACCCGAACGUGCAGGAUCGCCGGGCCCGCGGCUCCCUGGGCCGGGGGCGAUGCCCGGGCGGCUGCGGACGGGCGGCGGCAGGAGGCCCUGGGCGGGCGCGGGCCUGGAGCCCCGGUUCUAGGGACCCGAGGCUCCUCUGCGACGGGACUCGGCCUCGCCGCCGCCUUCGCGAUGGCCUCGGAGGUGGUGUGCGGGCUCGUCUUCAGGCUGCUGCUGCCCAUCUGCCUGGCAGUCGCGUGCGCGUUCCGGUACAAUGGGCUCUCCUUCGUCUACCUGAUCUACCUCCUGCUCAUUCCUCUCUUCUCAGAACCAACAAAAGCUACGAUGCAAGGACACACGGGCCGGCUGCUCAAGUCCCUGUGCUUCAUGAGCCUCUCCUUCCUGCUGUUCCACAUCAUCUUCCACAUCACCCUGGCCAGCCUCGAGGCGCAGCACCGCGUCGCACCCGGCUACAACUCCGGGCCCUGUGAGGCCCCAUUCCGAGUGGCCACGUUCCCCUCUCUUUCUGUCCCCGGCCCAGGACACCCACCAGCAUUGGUGCAGCAUCGCUGA